ACCAGAAGGGUUCGUGUGAAGAAUUUAAAAACAGGAAACAAAUCUUUGUGUUCUUCAAUGGCUUCUCCUUGUAAGAACCCAAGUCCAAGUCCGAGUCCGAGUCCCAGCAGUAGCGGGUCCUAUAGUUUUAUUGAAGAUGAUCAAAGUGAGGCAGUUAGAAGGGGGCCAUGGAGUGUUGAUGAGGAUUCUCUUCUUAUUCAUUCUAUUUCUGUCCAUGGAGAAGGCCGUUGGAAUUUGCUUGCUAUUCGUUCAGGGCUUAGAAGGACAGGGAAGAGUUGUAGACUGAGAUGGCUUAAUUAUCUAAAACCUGAAGUGAAGAGAGGAAAUCUUUCUCCACAAGAACAGCUUUUGAUUCUUGACCUUCAUUCCAGAUGGGGCAAUAGGUGGUCAAAAAUUGCACAGCAAUUACCGGGAAGAACGGACAAUGAAAUAAAAAACUACUGGAGAACCAAAGUGCAAAAACAAGCAAAGAUUCUCAACAUCAGCACCAAUAGCCCAGAAUUCAAAGACAUUAUCAACCGCUUUUGGAUCCCUAGAUUACUCCAUCAAAUAAACGAUUCUUCUUCUUCUUCUUCUUCUCCUCCUCCGCCGCCACACACGGCGGCCACACACCCAACCCCUCAAUUUUCCGAUUCCGAUUCACUUCCGGCAGCCGAUGGGAAGCGUCGCCAUUUUGAGCAAAACAGCACCAGUUCGGAAUCUGUGGAAAUCUCGCAGGUCUCUGAUCCAUUCUCUGACGUCCCAUCAUGGAACUACGGCGGCGGCGAGACGGCGGCGGCGAAUUUUGAAUACACGAUAGGGGAUUCUUUGUUGCAACAUACGGAUUGGAUCGACGACGACGAUUCUUUUAACGGCUGCUUAUGGAACUUCGACGGCUUGUGGCAGUUCUAGUUUUUAAUUAAACAGCUAAUUGGAUCUCUUUUUUUCUUUUUCUUUUUGGAAAAUAAACUUAGCGCUUUCUUUUAUAUUAUUAUUUUGUUAUUUUUUAAAUUUAUUUCUGUGAAAAAUAACAAAAUAUUUUAACUUUCCC
This is a messenger RNA of Cucumis sativus (cucumber), 1030 nucleotides long. Its product is annotated as transcription factor MYB62. Gene Ontology annotation, cellular component: nucleus. Lineage: Eukaryota; Viridiplantae; Streptophyta; Magnoliopsida; Cucurbitales; Cucurbitaceae. The coding region runs from base 58 to 891 and encodes 277 amino acids. The transcript is spliced from 3 exons. The record is from RefSeq and is a predicted model, not a curated record. Gene Ontology annotation, molecular function: sequence-specific DNA binding; DNA-binding transcription factor activity. Gene Ontology annotation, biological process: regulation of DNA-templated transcription.